This is a messenger RNA of Nyctereutes procyonoides (raccoon dog), 3979 nucleotides long. RefSeq names its product calcium binding protein 5 (gene CABP5). Gene Ontology annotation, molecular function: calcium ion binding. Bases 2952 to 3473 code for a protein of 173 amino acids. NCBI's taxonomy places the organism in Eukaryota, Metazoa, Chordata, Mammalia, Carnivora, Canidae. The record is from RefSeq and is a predicted model, not a curated record. The transcript is spliced from 6 exons.
CCCAGGCCUGAAGCGGGGGUGCCAGUGCCAGGGUUCUGACCCAGCAGCCUGGCUCCGGGCCCUGUCCUCCUGCGAGACAGUGCAGUGAGUGUGUAAGACCCCCAGCUCUGCCAGCCAUGGACUGGGGACCGCGGAUUCUGGAGCCUCACCCGUGAGGGCAGCCAGCCACUGGCCGGACCUGGUUUGCUCAUCUGUAGAUCCUCAGCCCCUUCACAGUGCCUGCCAUGUAGUCGGUGCUGUUUUUCCUGAUCAAAAAGGGGACCUGGUUGGGCAGCCCUGCCUUCCCACCUGCCUGGACUGGGAAUCGAUGGUUGGAGCUGGGGCCGCCACCUUGUGACCAUGAGGCAUAGCCAGCAGAUCCAGGGAAAGUAGCCCUUAGAUGGUGGCCCCGGGGGCCAGCUGCUGCCCAGCAGGCUUCUGGUCGUGGGGGUGGAGCAGAGGCGAGGGAAUAGUUAUUGGGUGCAACCAAAUCCCAGUGUGGCUGCACUGUGAAAAUGGCCUUUGCUCAUCAACGGCUAAAAAAGUUCCUAACCGAUACAGCUGUACCAAAGAGGACCGACAAGGUAACGUGCAGCCAUACUUACAAACUCCGUGUUUAAGGUGAAAUAACGUGUGUGUUACAUGCUGUGUGUCUGGGGUUGCCCAUGUCCGUCUGGCUUUGUGUACAGCCCAUGGUCCCUUCAGGCAUGGAACCCAGUCUUCCUGAGGAAAGUGGGGCCAGGGACACGCUCCUCCUCCCCUCACCCCUGCAGACCCCUGUGAACACACCAUCCCCAGCAGCUGUGGCUGCCACAGCCCUCCACCGGGGCUGGGCAGGGAUGUCCUCACUCACCAAAGACCCUCACAACAGUCCCACCAGAUAGGAAUUUUUAUUACCCCAUUUGACAGAUGGGGGACACUGAGGCACAUAGAUGCAAAUAACUUUCCUUACAUCCACUGUCUACUAGAUGGAGGGCCAGGAUUUGGUCCAGACGGUCCGCAGGAGGCCCUGUGCUGGCAGCGCUGCCCAUGGGGAGCCUCACAUGCCCCCUCGGGGAUGUGGAACAUUCCAGUUCCACACCCCACUGGAAGGUGUGGGAAUGACAAGAUCCUGCUGAUGGCUGGCGAUGCAGGUGGUGAGGGAGGGGAUGAGCUCAGGGUGGACAGGCGGGCAGCUGGAACAUCUUCCCCUGGUUGAAAUGCUGCUUCUAGAACUUGUCCAGAUCCCAGGGCAGACAGUGCUCGGAGCAGAGUCCCGGAAAGUGUGUGCAGAGGAGGGGCAGCAGGGAAGGUGGGCAGCUGGCUUGUUCGUGAUUGCACGUGAAUCAAAUAUAUAAUUUCAGUUUGUCACAUCUGACAAUGCUCGUUUUAAUCACUUGAUUAAGGUGAUGUCUGCUUGGUGCCCCCAUGUAAAGUGACCCCUCUGCAGUCAGUAUAUCGUAAGAGGAUAUUUUGUGCGACGCAAAUAAAUGUUAUCCAACCUGGCACAGUUCUGUCUGUGUGGACUCCUGCUUUCCCGUGUUCCCAUAUAACCUGUUGAUAUUUAUUUGGAUUCUCAAAUUGCCAGGGGAGCUUCUUCAGGGUGACCUCUGGGAUCCUUCUCCGUGACCCCACAAUUCUGUCCUUGCUUUACUGCGCAAGACGUUUUAGGCUCAUCUUAGACUUGCUUGUCAUGCUCCAGACGUGGGAGCAGCCCUCUCCCCCAGGACUUGUUCCUUUCAAUGGAGAAUGGUAUUUUAAAAGCCAAGCCCUGGAUGCCAGGGAUGUCACAGCUUCUGUGUCCUCUUAGCUCGAUGACCUACGUACCAGUGUCCCUGCAUACCCUGUGAUGUCUGUGUUUACUGUCACAGCCCUCUGUCUGUCCUGAAACCCACCAGUACAAACCAGUGCCUCCGAUUCCCAUCCAACACCAGACUCCUCCUUUUCCCCAUCUGCAUCCAUGAGAAACUGAUUGCCCUUUAUUCCUCGUAGAUUCCCUGUGUGUAACUCCUCUCUCUUCCUUGCUGCCAUCCUGCUCAGCGGGGGCACCCUUCUCACCCUGACCUGUUGUCCACAUCCUACACCUUGCCUGCCCCUGUGAGUGGACAUCCUCGGGACCUGCGUGUAGACACCUCCUCACUCUGCUCGUGCUCGUGCUCCCACGUGGCAUGUCAGGCUCCCCUCCCAUGGCUCAUCCUUACUGCCCCAGGCCCAGACGCUCAGCCCUGCUGCCCCUCUGGGCACCCCCCUCACUCCCACAUCCUAUUCGAACUCUGGCUCCCUAUCCUGAUCCCCUCCCAACCCCCAAGAUAAGGACCUUCAUGGCCUCCUUGGGCUGUGACAUCACCACGACUUCUCGCUUGCCAGCCCCCUCACUGGCCAGCACAGGUGCCUACCUUGCUCUCUCCCCACCCCACCCCAGAUUAUUUACGAAGGGAGGAAGAGGUGAGCAGAGGAAGCACAGAUAUCACCCUCUUAAUCGCUAUGUGUGCCCACUUCCUCAAGUCAGGCUGUUACUCAGGUUCUUCCGUCCUGCUCGCUGGCACAUGCUGACGGCAGCGCCCUGAGGCCAGGGGCAAGGUCCUCUACAUGUGCACAGACCCGAAGGCCAGCAGAGGCCCCUCUCGGAGUGAGUACCCAGCAGGCUUGCUGGAACAUGAAUGAAUGGAUGCCCUCCGCUCUAAUCCCCAGGUUUGAAACUCUUCAGUUCUAUUCUGGGGAUAAUAGGUCAGAGCCUGAAACCGGCUCCCCCUCCACCCCACUCCAGCCAGAUGGGGAGGCAGGGACAGCUCUGAUCCCUCCCCAACCCCAGGAGAGAUUUCUGAUUCAGCUGUCACAGCUCUCGGACACUGGGACCGAGGGAGAAGCCAAGAGAGGCAGCAAGACUUGGCAAAGGAGCACCAGAGAAGAUAAGGAGGCUGCACACCAAGGGGGACAGGAAGGAGGGGGAGCCUACUUGAGCCUGCUGCCUGGCGCCCCUGCCCUGCCCCUCCAUGCAGUUUCCCAUGGGGCCCGCCUGCAUCUUCCUGAGGAAAGGCAUCGCUGAGAAACAGCGGGAAAGACCCCUGGGACAAGAUGAGAUCGAAGAGCUCCGGGAAGCAUUUCUUGAGUUUGACAAGGACAGAGAUGGGUUCAUCUCCUGUAAGGAUUUAGGGAAUCUCAUGAGGACGAUGGGUUACAUGCCCACGGAGAUGGAGUUGACUGAACUGGGCCAGCAAAUCCGCAUGAACUUGGGUGGCCGUGUAGACUUUGAGGACUUUGUAGAGCUGAUGACCCCCAAACUCCUUGAGGAAACAGCGGGGAUGAUCGGUGUCCAGGAGAUGAGAGACGCCUUCAAGGAAUUUGACACCAAUGGAGACGGGGAGAUCACCCUCGGGGAGCUGCAGCAGGCCAUGCAGAGGCUCCUGGGAGAGAAGCUCACGCCCCGCGAGAUCUCAGAGGUUGUGCAGGAGGCUGAUGUGAAUGGAGACGGUACCGUCGACUUUGAAGAGUUUGUGAAGAUGAUGUCUCGCUGAGGAGGUUCUGGAAGUCCCGGUCACCCCACCCCCAGCCAACAUGGAUCAAGCACUUGCCUUGGACCAAAUCCCCUCGGGCCCUUCCAGGAAGAGUGGUGGCUGGCCACCUUGAAGAGCAUGAAUUGAGGCUAACCCAAAAAUGAUCACUUUGCCCAGAUGGCGGGGUGGGGUCAGGGGUACCUCUCUAGAAUGAGAUUAAGAAGGAAGAAUCUACGAAUGAAAAUGAUAUUGGGACUAGGGUCAGUGCUGCUCCCCCAUUUCCAAAGAUUAAUGACGUCUUUUGACUUCCCAUAAUCUCCAAAGCCUAUGACCUGCCAGAGUCUCUUCCUCAGUGUCCUCGUGGGUCUGACUCCCAAAAAAUCCAGCCCAUAGUCCGCCCUUCGCCCUUCCUGCUUCAGCUGCUUCCGAUCACCUCAGUUUCUCUCUGUUGGAAGAGGGGGGAAAGGCCAAUCUUGGGGCUACAGAGUUCCUGAUAAGACUGGACUUGGAAAAGGUUAAUUAAAGAG